Molecule: messenger RNA, 783 nt
Organism: Lottia gigantea (owl limpet)
Lineage: Eukaryota; Metazoa; Mollusca; Gastropoda; Lottiidae
Exons: 1
Coding region: 1-783 (260 amino acids)
Source: RefSeq, a predicted model, not a curated record
AUGAUUCCUCCCCAUUUCCUCCCAGGUCUUACGAUUCCUCAACAUUUCCUCCCAGGUCUUACGAUUCCUCCCCAUUUCCUCCCAGGUCUUACGAUUCCUCAACAUUUCCUCCCAGGUCUUAUGAUUCCUCAACAUUUCCUCCCAGGUCUUACGAUUCCUCCCCAUUUCCUCCCAGGUCUUACGAUUCCUCCCCAUUUCCUCCCAGGUCUUACGAUUCCUCAACAUUUCCUCCCAGGUCUUACGAUUCCUCAACAUUUCCUCCCAGGUCUUACGAUUCCUCAACAUUUCCUCCCAGGUCAUACGAUUCCUCAACAUUUCCUCCCAGGUCUUACGAUUCCUCAACAUUUCCUCCCAGGUCAUACGAUUCCUCAACAUUUCCUCCCAGGUCUUACGAUUCCUCAACAUUUCCUCCCAGGUCAUACGAUUCCUCAACAUUUCCUCCCAGGUCUUACGAUUCCUCAACAUUUCCUCCCAGGUCUUACGAUUCCUCCCCAUUUCCUCCCAGGUCAUACGAUUCCUCAACAUUUCCUCCCAGGUCUUACGAUUCCUCAACAUUUCCUCCCAGGUCUUAUGAUUCCUCCCCAUUUCCUCCCAGGUCUUACGAUUCCUCCCCAUUUCCUCCCAGGUCUUACGAUUCCUCAACAUUUCCUCCCAGGUCUUACGAUUCCUCCCCAUUUCCUCCCAGGUCUUACGAUUCCUCAACAUUUCCUCCCAGGUCUUAUGAUUCCUCAACAUUUCCUCCCAGGUCUUACGAUUCCUCCCCAUUCCACUUUGUUCUUAUGA